This is a messenger RNA of Miscanthus lutarioriparius, 1185 nucleotides long. The record is from the annotation of a GenBank genome assembly. NCBI's taxonomy places the organism in Eukaryota, Viridiplantae, Streptophyta, Magnoliopsida, Poales, Poaceae.
AUGGAGGAGCAGCUGGGGCCGGUGGCGGUGACGCACCUGCUGCAGCACACGCUGCGGAGCCUCUGCACCGGCGGCGCCCCGGCCCCGCAGUGGGUCUACGCCGUCUUCUGGCGCAUCCUGCCCCGGAACUACCCGCCCCCCAAAUGGGAUCUCCCUGGCGCGGCGUACGACAGGACCAGAGGGAACAGGAGGAACUGGAUCCUGGCGUGGGAGGACGGGUUCUGCAACUUCGCGGCGGCCAACAGCUCUGCCGCGUUCGGCCAAGAGGGGGCAGCGGCAGCUGCGGCUGUUGCAUAUGCCGGGGACUGUGAGGCAGCAGCUGUGCAGCAGGAUGCGGUGAAGCAGCAGCAGCCGCAGCCGCAGGGCCUGCAGCCUGAGCUGUUCUUCAAGAUGUCCCAUGACAUCUACAACUACGGCGAAGGUCUGAUAGGGAAAGUGGCGGCAGACCACAGCCACAAGUGGGUGUUCAAGGAGCCCCAGGAGCACGAGAUCAACCUCAUCUCCUCCUGGACCAACCCUGCCGACUCUCAUCCGAGGACGUGGGAGGCGCAGUUCCAGUCCGGCAUCCAGACCAUCGCCCUGAUCGCUGUCAGGGAGGGCGUCGUGCAGCUCGGCUCCAUGAAAAAGGUGACGGAGGACCUCAGCUACGUGGUGAUGCUGCGCCGCAAGUUCGGGUACCUGGAGAGCAUCCCGGGGGUGCUGCUCCCGCACCCGUCGUCGCCCGGCGUCGUGUUCCCGUGCGGCGUGGGCCCCCCGCCGGUCAUCGCCGCUGCAGCCUGGCCGGGCAUGAUGCCACCGCAUGCCGCCGCCGGGCCGCCGCUGGAGCUCUACGACCCCUACGGCGCCGGCGCCGGGCCAGCCGCCGCCGCGGCCGCGUCCAUGCACAUCAUGCCGUCGAUGAGCAGCCUCGAGGCGCUGCUCUCCAAGCUGCCCUCGGUCGUGCCGGCCCCGCAGCCGGCAGCCGGAUCGUCCGUGCCCGGCGUGGCGCCGCCGCCGGCCAAGGAGGAAGCCGACGAUUACGUGCAGUGCCAUGGCAUGGACGACGUAGCGGCGAGCAACGGCGGCGCGGCAGGGGACGAGAGCACGAGCACGAGCGCCGCCGCCGCCGCUACCGCGCCGAUGUCGUCGUACUUUGUCAACGUUGGCAGUAGUAGUAGUAAUCCCGGCGAGGGGCAGUGGUUUUAG